AGUGGCAAGUAGCAACGACAUCGUUUGGAGGAAUGUUAUCCAGUCCCACUCCUUUCAUCUCUGGCGAUUCAGUUACAGAGGGCGAGAGAGAUGGCUUUCCCUACUCAGCUCUCACUCAUUUCCAAACCCUCACCGCUCUUUUCGAACUUACCUCGAACCCGGUUCAAUCCAUCCACAACAGCCAGACCAACCGCUUCCCGUUUCAAAUGCCUGGCGAGUCAGACCGGGUUCUUCACUCGACUCGGUCGGUUAAUCAAGGAAAAGGCCAAGAGUGACGUUGAAAAGAUCUUCUCAGGGUUCUCCAAGACCAGAGACAACCUCGCCGUGAUCGACGAACUCUUGUUAUACUGGAACCUCGCUGACACUGAUCGCGUCCUCGACGAACUCGAAGAGGCUUUAUUGGUAUCUGAUUUUGGGCCAAGAAUUACAAUUAAAAUAGUGGAGAGCUUGCGGGAGGAUAUACUAAGUGGAAAACUUAAAUCAGGAAGUGAAAUAAAGGAUGCAUUGAAGAAGUGUGUGUUGGAUCUCUUGACAAAGAAGGGGAGUAAGACCGAGCUUCGUCUUGGAUUCAGGAAGCCAGCUGUGAUCAUGAUUGUUGGCGUUAAUGGAGGUGGCAAGACAACAUCACUUGGAAAGCUGGCUUAUAGAUUAAAGAAUGAAGGGGCAAAGAUAUUGAUGGCAGCAGGUGACACAUUCAGAGCAGCUGCUAGUGAUCAACUAGAGAUAUGGGCUGAGAGAACUGGUUGUGAGAUUGUUGUAGCUGAAAAGGAGAAUGCCAAAGCAUCAUCAGUGCUUUCGCAGGCUGUCAAAAGAGGUAAGGAGCAAGGUUUUGAUAUUGUCUUGUGUGACACAUCUGGACGUCUUCACACUAAUUUCAGCUUGAUGGAAGAGUUGAUAGCCUGUAAGAAGGCUGUGGGAAAAGUUAUUCCUGGUGCACCCAAUGAGAUCCUACUAGUUCUUGACGGGAACACUGGAUUGAAUAUGCUUCCACAAGCAAGAGAGUUCAAUGAGGUAGUUGGAAUAACUGGUUUUGUUUUGACAAAACUUGAUGGUUCUGCUAGAGGUGGCUGUGUGGUCAGCGUGGUUGAUGAGCUUGGCAUUCCUGUGAAGUUUCUAGGUGUUGGUGAAGGUCUCGAAGACCUUCAACCUUUUGAUGCAGAGGCAUUUGUUAAUGCCAUAUUUCCGUGAGAAGUGUUGAUGGUGUUAAUAAAGUAUUUUAUUCAUUGAGACCAGUUCUGCCUAUAUGCCAGGCUUCGAGAUGCAUGUUGUUGUAAAAGGCUCAGUCACAAGAGUACUUGUUGGCCAGCAAGUGGGAUUUACAUAGUGCAGAUGUGUCAAAAGGCUUCAUCGAGCAUUGUUAUUAUGCAAAAUUUUCCUCUGUACAUUAUUUUUCUCUCGUGUGUUUUAACUUGCACAGAUGAUAAUUGGUGUAAAGGGCCAUGGAUCUUGUCUUGACCAGUGAACAAGUUACUAAUUAAAAAGUAGUAUGAAUCAAAAGCUCAUAAUUCUGAGAAUGUAAGACAAAUAAUCAAUAUGUGUGCAUCAAAUAUUCGGAUUCUAUUCCA
Messenger RNA from Theobroma cacao (cacao), 1565 nucleotides. RefSeq names its product signal recognition particle receptor protein, chloroplast (FTSY) (gene CPFTSY). Gene Ontology annotation, biological process: SRP-dependent cotranslational protein targeting to membrane. Gene Ontology annotation, cellular component: membrane. Lineage: Eukaryota; Viridiplantae; Streptophyta; Magnoliopsida; Malvales; Malvaceae. The record is from RefSeq and is a predicted model, not a curated record. Gene Ontology annotation, molecular function: GTPase activity; ATP hydrolysis activity; GTP binding.